Messenger RNA from Onthophagus taurus, 669 nucleotides. The record is from RefSeq and is a predicted model, not a curated record. Lineage: Eukaryota; Metazoa; Arthropoda; Insecta; Coleoptera; Scarabaeidae.
AUGGCACAGCACUUUAGCAAUCAAGAUAAAGAAGCAAGGUUAGCAUUUUGUCAAGAAUUUUUGGAUUUACAUCAAGGAGCAAUUCACAAUCUCCUAAUGAGCGACGAAGCAAAUUUUUAUUUGAACGGCAUGGUUAAUAAACAGAAUUUUAGAUACUGGUCAAAUGAAAAUCCUCGUGAAAUCUUUACACAGAACCUCCAUAAUCCAAAAGUUAUUGUGUGGUGUGGAGUAGGAUCUUUUGGUAUUAUUGGUCCAUAUUUUUUUGAGGAUGAAAAUAACCGCGCUGUAACAGUAACAUCCGAGCGCUACGUAAACAUGCUAGAGACAUUCCUCAUUCCAGAAUUAAAUAGACGAGGAUUAGUAAACACUCCCUUACUAUUCCAACAAGAUGGGGCAACAGCUCAUACCGCCAGAAACUCAAUGAGGGUUCUGCGAGAAAUGUUUAAUGGUCGACUCAUUUCUCGAUUCGGAGAUUUGCCUUGGCCUUCGAGGUCCCCCGACUUAACGGCACCCGAUUUUUUCCUGUGGGGAUAUUUAAAAGCCAAAGUGUUUGCGAGUCGUCCAGGUACAAUCGAGGAACUCAAAGUCAAAAUUCGUGAAGAAGUUGAAGGAAUAGACGAAGGUUUGCUACGCCGUGUAAUGAACCACUUUUUAUCUAUAAGAUAUUAA